AUGGCCGACGUCAAGACGGCUGCUGGCAGCAGCAAUGGGAAACCGGCCAUCCGACGAGGGCGCCGCGAAAAGCCAUGGCCGGUCGAAAAGCAAAAGAAAUUGUUGCGCCUCUAUGUCUGUACACAAAGCGAAAAAUUACCGCUCGUUCGCAUCCUUGAGCGCCUGAAAGAUGGCACGUUUGAUCCCAGGCAGCGCAACACUCACAAGCACCUCAAAAACUUGCUACCAGAUCGUCGAAUCGAUGAUUGGAGGCCCAGAGACAUGACCACCAUGCUCGUCAGAGUUCGUUUCCUGAGGUCGGUUCGGGAGGAGCGGCGGAUGAGGAAUAGGAGGGCCCGCCAACGGCUAGAAGCAGCGCGAUCACGCAGCUAUCCCGAUCCCAUGAGUGCCUCAGUGUUCUCUGACGCGCAGACCGGGUUUUACGCCGAGGGCUCGGAUACCAGCGUCACCAUCAAACAGUCCGACUCGCCCGACUCAUCGCCGCUGGCGAUUGCCAGCGCCAGCUCAGCCGACUCCCCAGACACCUCCGAUACCUACAUGCGAGACAAGUCGCCGUCACGCGCAUCGUCACUCACACCAUCGGCCAAACGAAGAUCAUGGGCCUCGGUUCUUUCCAGCAUCUCGUCAGGCAUAUCGAGUCUGGCCCGCUCGUCCUCUUCAGCGUCGUCGAGGCGCAUCAACCUGAACAACACGGGGGCCAACACAGCGCUGAGCAAGAUGACACGGGAGGAGUUUCUGGCCUCACUUCAAGACAAGCCCCGCAAGCCGUUCAAGGGAACCAAGGCCACCAACGGUCUCUUCAAGCCGAAAUACUCGACAGUAAACCCAACCACGGAAGAACUCAACAAGGCCCUGCUUGAGAUGUGCUGUUCUAAUUAUUACGAUGGCGAGGACAGGACAGGCGCCGUGUGCGUUCACGAGCGGUUAUCAAGGGCCAUUGAAGCACAAGCAACCGAGAACUCGGCGUUUACCAACUUCUCGGUAACAGAUGAAGAGGCUAACAUGGUGGACAAGUAUGGCAACUCGCUACUUCAUGUGGCUGCGCGGUGGGGUGCGCGUGUUUCGCUAUUGCUACUGAUCAUUAGGCAUACGGACGAUCUUCAGAUGGUCAACCAACGGGGAGAAACAUUUCUUCAUGUCUACGCUCCACCAAGCCAACCCAGACUUAGACCGGUGUCUUUCCUGAAUCUCAUACGUGUCUUGCGGUCCAGGGGAUUUGACUUUUGUCUUCGAGACGGCGAGAAGCACACAUUCCUGCACCACAUUGUCGCCAAGGAGGAGUUUCCGAUCGAAACAUUGUACUACGUAUUUCGCGAAGUUGGACACGGUGCUGCUCGGUUUUUGGUUGCCAGCAAGGCGGCAGAUGGAGAGAGGCUAUGGCACAGCGUGAGGCGGAAUCUGGAGAGGACGGCCCCUAAAUUAGCCAGAAUAUUUGGCGACGAAGUCGAGUUCAUUCGUCGUUACCUCCCCGAAUUCUCCGACUCAAAGGCCCCAUCGACGGGCGACAACUCGACUUGCGGAUCCGACAGUCUCUACUCGCUACCCCACCACCACCAAGAAGUCAUGACUAUGAAUGACCCCAACGAUAGUUCAGCCCAGCACGUCCGUAGAUCACCGAUUAUGAAGCUUUUGCGCCGGGCCGCUGCGGGAAGAACGGGUUUUGCCGACACCGACUUGAACAAGAAACUAGAGUCCAUAUUCGAGACGGCCUCGAAGGCGCCAGACUUUGAACUUCACGCCUUCCUUGCGAAACGGGAUACAGAGGGCAACACAGCACUCCACUACGCAUCCGAGUUCGGCAUUGUGACCGCCGUCCAGUUCCUUUGUGGAAAAGGUGCCAAUGUUAACGUGUUCAACAACUGCGGCAACACUCCUCUCCAGCUGGUCAAAUACGCCAUCCAGAGAACCGAUGUCCGAUCCGACAUCCACAUGGAAGCUCGCUAUCUCCGUUGCGCCGUGUUGUUGCUGGAGCAAGGGGCCUUUGAUCAGAGCAAACUCGUCAGCGAGAGGAGCAUCAUCUUCCCCUAUGCCAAUGUUUUUGAUGGGAGCGAGAGGUCAAUCCAGAACCUUGUCAAACAGGGCGUUGCAAAUCAGUGCAAGGGUUUGCAUUUAUUAACGAGCAGCACCAAGCAUCACGGGCUGUACUACGGCUUGGAGGGACACGACCACGGACAUUGUCAUGGCCAUGGAGGAGGCGGGACAUCGUUUGGCUGGGCAGAUCACGGCCGGCUGUUGGAUGGCUUGAUGGGAAGAAGAUCUGGCUCAGGAAGGGGCAGAAAACGGGCUCCAAGUCCUUUGGGUGCAGGAGGUGGCCCGAUAGGAGGAAAGGCAGGCCCAGAGGGCAUGAACUUGACUUUCCAGACGUCAGUUCUGAGCAGUUGUUGA
Molecule: messenger RNA, 2385 nt
Organism: Podospora anserina S mat+
Lineage: Eukaryota; Fungi; Ascomycota; Sordariomycetes; Sordariales; Podosporaceae
Exons: 2
Coding region: 1-2385 (794 amino acids)
Biological process (GO): protein localization to ciliary inversin compartment
Cellular component (GO): ciliary inversin compartment
Molecular function (GO): protein binding
Source: RefSeq, a predicted model, not a curated record